AUGCCUGCUCUUCUGGGCCGCAAAACGAUCAUAGCAAAGUCAGCCGAAGAGAUCUUGUUAAUCGCUGAUAGAUAUAUUACUGAUACGCCAGGAAAGGAAUAUACCGACUUUACGCUCUUAUUGUCUAUUGACUCUGUAGGACAUGAUGACGACCGCGAAAAUUCACUAGGACGAACACCACCAAGCUCUCAUCCACCACGUGCAAAGCAAAUACCACCCCUACGGCCAUUACGUGCAGCCCCGCCCCCGCCGCGUCCAAAUUCAACACCAGCCCCAGGCCCAUCAUGUGCACAGGCAACACCACCUCUACUCCCAUCAGAUGACCAAUCACCUUCCACUCCACUCUCACAACAUGUUCUGUCAGCACGAACCCGACCCCCACCACGCGCACAGCCAACAUUAGCCCCACCCCCACCAAAUAAAAACAGGAGACCAGCCCCACCCCCACCCAAAGUACGGUCAAGGCCAACCUCACCCCCACCACAUUCUGAGUCAACAUCAACCUCACCUCAGCCACAUGCUCAGUCAACAAACACACUCCCACCACAUGUACCUCCACGUUCACCUUCACCUCCACCUCCACUACGUGCUCAGUCAAGACCAACCUCAUCCCAACCGCAUGCUCAGUCAACAUCAACCUCACCUCCACCACAAUCACAGUCAAAACCAGAAGAAGAUUCCGAGGAGAUGGAAGAAGCAUCUAAAAAGCUUGCGAAAAUAUCCAGCUCCUUACCUCCAGUCCUUAUCAGGAAAACUCUUUUUUGCGAUGAACACCGCGUUGGCCGAGGAGAUCCCCCGAAACCGAAAACAAAGAACAGAGGUCGAGGUUACAAGGGAAGAGGCAGCAGUUUUCAGACCCCUGGCCAAGGUUUCCAGGAUGUCGAUCAUCCGUCUCAGUUCUCUCAAAGGCAGUGCUAUUCAGAGGGAGGAGCAAGCCAACAGUAUCAAGAUAAGAGGGAGCUUCAUGGAAGAAAGGCAGGUCAGAUGUUCUCGUCUGACGUCGUCGACAGUAAUCUGGCGAGACACAGCACCUGUGACGACUGUCUACAAGGCCCUUUUGAGGGAGAUGAUCCAAACAGAUCCGGUCAAGGAAACGGCAGGAGGUCUCGGGAAAGUGGUAACAUAGGGUGUGAUCAGAAAGGAAUAAGGCUUGCCCAGAGCCUGUCAAGUUUCACGGAUAGUGGAGAUCAGAGUGCUUGUCAGGCUAAAGCAAAAAAGCAGUCUCGAUUUCAACAAAAUCAGUUACUCGUUAGUGGACUGAGUGCCUGGACGACCGAAGACUGCUUGGUGAACUUCAUCGAGGUAAUGAGCGGUGGAGAGGUGGAGGACGUAAUGCUGAGAAACGAUAAAGCUCUGAUCACAAUGGCCAACGACAUAACUGGUAAGUGAAGUUAAGGUGUGACUUCGCGUUUUUUUGGAGGUUGACAAAUCUCUCUUGUACCUGUGUUUCUCUUGUCUCAGCCCUUUUUAUCAGUUAUGUCCAGGAUUGAACACUAAUGAGAUUCAAAUUCCUUAUGAUAAGCAUCGCA
Orbicella faveolata is the source of this 1529-nucleotide messenger RNA. Its product is annotated as serine/arginine repetitive matrix protein 1-like. The record is from RefSeq and is a predicted model, not a curated record. Lineage: Eukaryota; Metazoa; Cnidaria; Anthozoa; Scleractinia; Merulinidae.